Triticum urartu is the source of this 1251-nucleotide messenger RNA. It is a transcript of the gene PSF1, whose product is annotated as partner of SLD five 1. The record is from RefSeq and is a predicted model, not a curated record. Gene Ontology annotation, biological process: DNA replication; DNA strand elongation involved in mitotic DNA replication. Lineage: Eukaryota; Viridiplantae; Streptophyta; Magnoliopsida; Poales; Poaceae. Gene Ontology annotation, cellular component: GINS complex.
UCGCCGCAGCCAAAGAAAGUGACCAAACAAACCACGCUCGCGGCUCGUCUAAUCCUCAUCCCCCUCCCGCCUCCCAAACCGAGUCCACCAAAAAUUUCCCGCGCGGCCACGCCAAAUUCCCCUUCUCCCCCACCGCUCGCGCCUCCCGCCCGGCCGAGCCCCCAACACAACGCCCGCCGCGCGCGAUCUGCCGUCCCCGCCGUCCCCAGGCUCCAGCCGUGGCAGAUCCGGCCCUGUCCCGCAGCGCCAUUCCGUCGAACACUUCGUGCGCGGCGGCAGGAGGGCCUGGAGGAGGAGGCGCAGGAUGUACGCGAGGCGCGCGUCGCAGCUGCUGAAGGAGCUCGACGCCUGCGAGCCCGGCCAGCUCGUGGUUUUCAACAGCGAUGUAUUUGAUCAGGUCAUUAGAGAGUGCGGUGAGCACAAUGCACAGUUUCAGGCAUUGAUCAGAAAAAUGGUGGAGCAAAAUUUAGACAUUGAAACAACAAGAAACGAAGACCACUAUGGUGCAGCUAUCCACCAUCUCUCGCUGCUCCGCAACAAAAGAUGCCUCAUGGCUUACAUGUACAACCGAGCAGAAACUAUUCGGAGUUUUAGAUGGAAAAUUGGUCCUGUGCUUCCUCAUGAAAUACAAGAAAAGCUCAAUUUUUCAGAGAAAGAGUACUUCAGAAGCCACUCUUCAGCCAUUAAGUCUUAUAUCUCAGAGAUGGAUAUAGAUUUAACAGUGGACAUGGUACCCCCCAAGGAUCCUUAUAUCCAGGUUCGGGUGCUGGAGGACAUUGGUGAAGUAUCUCUUGGUGACCAUUCUGUGUCAUUGACAAAAAAUUCACUCCAUUUCCUUAGACGCACAGAUGCAGAACAAUUUAUAUCACAGGGUCUCAUGGAAGAAUUUCUGGAGUAGGGAUCACAUAUGAUGUAAAAUAGAUUUUAAGUACCACCCACAACAUUUUCUUCGCUGCUGCUGUCUGGUGGAAUAUGCACUCUUGAGGUUCUCAUCAAGACUGCGUGAAAAAGGAAAGAACAUAUGCUAUCUUCGGAUGUUAAGGCAUGAGGGCAACACAAGGCACUGAACUGUGGAGCUCCAGCCUAGUUGGUAGUGAUGACUUGUAGUCUUUAGAUGAAUGGCUUAAUCUUGUUGUAUUAUGUUGUGACACAAUUUAAAACUUCUUAAAAUUAUAUAAGCAAUUUUCCUGUAAGUCAUGCAGUAGAAAGGUGACAAGUUCUGUUUUACUGAAAAUGACAACUUGAUCUCAA